This is a messenger RNA of Sardina pilchardus (European sardine), 1274 nucleotides long. RefSeq lists its product as uncharacterized. Lineage: Eukaryota; Metazoa; Chordata; Actinopteri; Clupeiformes; Clupeidae. The coding region runs from base 234 to 1139 and encodes 301 amino acids. The record is from RefSeq and is a predicted model, not a curated record. The transcript is spliced from 2 exons.
AAACAAAAUUAUUUCGAAUCAACUGCGCCUCCAUGGUUUUCAAUAACAAACAAGGAUAAACCUGUCUAUGGGAUAAACUCGUCCUCACACCAAAAUACGCGUAGCUGACAGGAUCAAAUUAACCAUCAUCCAGAUUACAUUUUAUGGUCCCCAUACAUGCCUGCUGUAAGUAACCUUGGCCAGGACAGUUGGUCUUUUUGACAAUCAACACAUAAUUUACCCAAAAUCAGAACAUGAGGAAGAAGAGGCCUCCAGGGCAGGUGUCUGCCCUGCAAGCAGCCAGAGGAGUCCCCCAGGCACCAGAGAAACUCGGGGAGAAAGACUCAGGACGGCGUAACGGGGCAUUCGGAAAAGGGGACACAGAGGGGUUCAGAAGGGGUGGCCCGGCAGGACAGGUCGACGCUGUGCAUGGCUGUGGGGACAGGAGGCAGCCCAAUCAGUCAGGCCCUAGGCCCGGCAAAGUGGUGCUGCUGAGAAGAGAUCCACCCGCCUCCACCGCUAGCAGCACCACCACCACCAACAAUAAAGUCACGGCAAAGAAGAAGGUGGAGUGGAUCCCCUACACAUUUGCCUCUGCCAGCCCGGUGCGCAGCUCUGUGUGGCUCUACAGGCAUCGCAGGAAGUGCACCGGGCCCAGCCCCGCCGCCCCCACAGAGCAGCUGGACAACCUCAGCCCAAACCAGCCCCUCCUCUGCAUGGACAUGGAGAGACCGGGUACCGGGGAGGGAUCCCAAGUGAUGGGUUUCAGAGCUGCCAGCUGGACUGAGAGCAAAGCAGUUCAGGAGGCCCAGAGGCAGGAGUAUCAGGAGCCUUGGGUGUCCAGAUACCCACCCUCUGAGAGGCCCAGGGAAGAGGCCGUGGCUCAGGAAGAGAGCUCCGACCAGGAUGGGGGUUGUUACUAUAGCGGCGCUCCGGCUUCCAGUGGGGGUAUGAUGCCCUUCCGGCGGAGGAAGAGCACCAACCUGCGGCCGAGUGUGUCCUGGGCGGACGAUGACUACUGGGCCAGCUGGGAUGGCUGGAAUGUGGUCAUCGACUGGGGGGACAAUGAGCCCUCUAUGACAAUGAGGCGCAAGGGUAGGAACCGCAACCGCGAGGGCAAGAGAGGCAGCAACCGGGGCAACAAGGGCUGCCAGCGGUGACCACGGUAACAGCAGUCAAUGGUGGAGUCUCUGGUGUGCAAGUACGACAUUGGCUUGCUAAACUCCUCUUUUUUUCUGGAUGACAUUUUAGAAGUAGAUGCUUUAUGACAAUAAAGAGCUAUAUUUUUUAAAAAA